GAAUUGAACUUUCUGCGUUACAGAGAAUGCGAUGCCAUUAGAAGAGAGGCCCUUCAAAUUACAUUAGAGAGAUACCUUACUUCAAAGAAUUCUGACCUUGCAAAACAUCUUAAAAACAACGAACACCUUCUAAAAUCAAAGUUAUCGCCGUUUGAGAAGAUUGCCCUUUAUCCAAGUAAUGGAUCCCUCGUCUCUUUAAUGAAUUUAGACCUUUCAAUUCUUUACAAACUCCUGAGAAACACGACAAAUAUGCAGGCACCAAAGAAGAAAUGGAAUAAUGUACCUUCUUUGGAAAGUAACGAGGAAGGAGACCACGUUGAACGGAUACAUCAAUACCGAAAUUUUAUAUCUCACAACCAAAGUAUAAAAAAACUCUCUGACGAAGAUUUUGAGGAACGGUGGUUCGAUUUAACUCUGGCAAUAGAUAGACUAAGUCAAGGAACAUUGAGAAAACGCUUAUGCCAGUUAAGAAACAAAAAAUUUGAACAAAGGAAAGUGCCAAAGGUUUACGGAAAACAAAUUAGCAAAGAUCAACAAAUAGAAAUCAUAUCGAAAUGGCAGUUGCAGGACAACUUAUUUUGCGGGGAUAUUCGAUCUGUUGAAAAAGCUUUUAAGUUGAUAAAAGAAGAAAGCAUGGUUUUGAUAAUUGGUGGAAAUGGAUCUGGAAAGACUGCUACAGCAAGACAUUGUGCGCUAAAACUUGCAAAGGAAGGACGGAAGGUUGUGCCAAUCGAGGAUGUAAGAGAAAUUAAUUCCAUAGGUAAUAAUGAAAACUGUGUUUUUGUACUCGAUGAUCCUGUAGGCAUUUUGGGUCUCGAUGAAAGAAAAAUUGAAGAUUUAGAGCACAAUCGCACUGAUGUACUACAAGCAUUUUACUAUGGCCUCCAUAAGCUCAUAGUAACUUGUCGAAAAAUAAUAUACAAUGAAGCAAAACAUUAUCAUGUUUUUGACAGUUACAGUGUUGUGGACAUUGACGAUGAAGACCUUGCUUUAAACAAAGAAGAAAAAGAAAAACUUAUAAAAACAUACGAAAUCGAACAGUUUAUUGAAUCAUCUUCAUUAGAAGAAAAAACUUUCAUGUUUCCAUUAAUGUGCUACAUGUUGUUCAGAAAGAAAAUGGAUGCUUCUGAUAAUGAAACACCUAAAAAAAUUUCAAAUCUUCGCGAAUUUCUUUUAAUGCAGUUAGAUAUCAUGGCUAGAUCAGAGAAGACGAAAGUGCAAUAUGCAUCCUUAGUACUUCUCAUGAUUGCGAAAAACAAUUUAACGGACGUAAUCUUAAACAACUAUGAACUUUUAAGAGCUAUCUUUGAUAAAUGUAAGAUUUGCGAAAAAAUUCCAAAUAGAACAGAGAUACUACAAAACCUUGAAUAUUUAGAAAAUACCUAUGUAGUUCAGAGAAAAUUGGGAUUCACAUUUCUUCAUCAUUCAUUUUUUGAAAUCGUUGCCUUUCAUUUCGGCGCAAGAAAAGACAAUCAAAAUUUGAUCCUUCAACACUUAGACGUAGAAUAUAUCGCAAACAAUACCUUUAUAGAUAACGAUGAAAACUGUGCUGACGAUCUGAAAGUUAAAAUUCACCCUGAAAAUUAUAAGGAAUUUUGCCGCACGUUAUGCCGCUUUCUUCGGGAAAUUAUUUAUUCAAAACAGAGCUGUACUUCUGCUUAUCUUAUUUUCAGUCAUAAUUGUUGGAGUAAUGAAAGCUUCCACAAAGUCAUGUUUGAAGAGACUGGUCAGAAGAAUGUCAUAGAUUUGUUUUCAAAAUCGUAUAAAGUGUCGAUAGCAAAAGCUAAAGCAAUCGAUCAGAAAAGAGUCAGUUCAGGUCCUCAAAAACAAGAUGCUUUAGAAGAUCAGAAGUACGGACCUUUCGAAGUAUCAGAAGAUGGUAAAAUCAAACUUAUUGAUUGGAUUGUGUGUAAAGGGCAUUUGCCGUUUCUCCAAUUGAUCAUAUCUAAAUCAUCAAAUUGGUUUGAUCGUUUUGAUUUUUGGGGAGUUAGAAACCCAGUAAUAAACCCAGAACGUCUUUUCUGGCUUUCUAUCUACAGCAAGGAUAAAAACAUGUUCUUGUAUGCACUUUCUCGAAUGAAUGAGAUACAUUUUGAGAAGUGUAUCAAUACAACCUCUGCCUCUUUGCAAAAGCCGCUAGCUCUUGCCUGCUCAUUAAGUGCCUUUGAAAUUGCAAAACUCCUCUUAGAGGAAGGCGCCAGUAUUAAUGAGCGCAAUUCAAAUGGAGAGACCCCUUUAUUCCUUUCUGUGAAAAAUGAUUCAGAGGAAUUUACAAGUCUUCUUUUAAAAAAAGGUCCUCUAAUCAACGAAAAUACUAAAAAUCUUUGUCCAUUCACAGCUGCGAGAAAAACUAAAAACGAGAAAAUUUUAAGAUUACUUAUUGAAAAAUCUGACCCUAAAAGCAGGGCUUAUGAUGGAAAAACACCUUUACAUCUGUCUAUAAAAUGUAGAUUUUAUGAUGUUUCUGAAAACUUAAUAAAUGGUGGUGCUGAAGUUAAUGCAUUAGACAAUAAACGUCAAACACCGCUGCAUAUUGCAUGCAAGAGGAAAAACGGAAGUGAAACCAAAGAAGAUUAUGGGCAAUACGUAAAGAUGGCUUCAACUCUUGUAACCGAGUGCGACACUUCCAUCAAGGAUAUUAUGGAAAGACUUCCGUUACAUAUAGCAUGUAAAAAUGGAAACCUUGAAAUGGUGAGGCUUGUGUAUAGUGCAAAAUACUUAAAUGUUAGCGAUAAAGAUGGCAAAACCCCGAACGAUUAUGCAGAGUGGAGCGCAAAUGACAAAUUGUGGAAAUAUUUACGUAGAAAACAAGUUUUAAGAUAGUUAUUUUCUUUACAUGAAGCUAUUUUUAAAAAGUACUGUGUAACAUAUGCUUAUAUUAAAAAUGCCAAAAAUAAUAAAGGUACAUUUAAAAUUGA
This is a messenger RNA of Saccostrea cuccullata (small rock oyster), 2918 nucleotides long. RefSeq lists its product as uncharacterized. The record is from RefSeq and is a predicted model, not a curated record. NCBI's taxonomy places the organism in Eukaryota, Metazoa, Mollusca, Bivalvia, Ostreida, Ostreidae. Bases 199 to 2823 code for a protein of 874 amino acids. Gene Ontology annotation, molecular function: protein binding. The transcript has 4 exons.